Molecule: messenger RNA, 807 nt
Organism: Diorhabda sublineata
Lineage: Eukaryota; Metazoa; Arthropoda; Insecta; Coleoptera; Chrysomelidae
Product: glutaredoxin-3
Exons: 3
Coding region: 64-708 (214 amino acids)
Source: RefSeq, a predicted model, not a curated record
GUCAUUUCUACAUUUUCAAAUAUAACCUAAAAACUUAAGUGAUACCUAAACGUAAAAUACAAAAUGAUAGUAGAAAUAAAAACACAAACAGCUUUCGAUGAAGCUAUACAAAACUCCAGUUUGUCUGUAGUGCAUUUUCAAGCAGAUUGGGCCGACCAAUGUGCCCAAGUUAAUGAAUUAUUAGAUGCCCUGGCGUCUCAACAAACUUAUUCUAGUAUCAAAUUUUUCUCUUGCCCUGCAGAAGACUUAUCAGAAGUGUCUGUGAAAUAUAAAAUUGAAGCUGUACCUACUGUUAUUCUAUUCAAAUCAGGUAAAGCUAUUGAAGUAAUUAACGGAGCAGACACCGCGAAAAUUACAGAAUUAGUUAAAAAACAUAACAAUGCGUCCGGUGAUGAUAAAGGCGUAUCUUUAGAGGAGAGAUUAAAGGCUUUAAUUAACAAAUCAAAAGUUAUGCUCUUCAUGAAAGGCGAUCGCGAUGUACCUCGUUGCGGCUUCAGCAAAAAAAUGAUUGAAAUUCUAAAUGAUACCAAAGUUCCAUAUGAAACGUUUGACAUUCUCACUGAUGAAGAGGUUCGUCAAGGCUUAAAAACGUAUUCAGAAUGGCCUACUUACCCCCAGUUAUAUGUUAAUGGGGAAUUAAUUGGAGGCUUGGAUAUUAUUAAGGAAAUGGUGGAGUCUGGUGAUUUAGAAACCACUUUGAAAGCAUAAUUAACAAUUUAGAUAGAUUCCAUGUAAAUUUACAUGCGGCUCUUCAAGUAUAAUUAAGAUUAAGAAUUAUUCAAAUAAAUAUUCUUAAUUUAUUACUUA